AUGAUUUUGUAUAAACCACUGUUAGGACAGUCAUCUGGAAAUACCUGUCCACCCAAUCUGCCAAACACUGGUUGUAGUACAGUCGACUUAGUAUACAAAACAACUGUCACCUGUAGUUCACUUACUGGUUCGCUAAAACAAUUGUCGGAAACAUUUAGACAACUAUCCGGCUAUAGGUUAGACCAGUUAACUAUUGCCAACUAUCCGUACGCUAACCUACCGGUACGGGUAUUCACCGAUAGUACAAUCAUACGUAAGAUUACUAUAGAAAACUCGCAACAAUUACUCAGAUUUAUUGGUAGCAAUGGUCAGUCAUUUUUCGACAAUAUAGCCAAUAAUGUGGAAUCGUUUAGAGUUGUCAACUGUCCUAAUAUUUUAACGGUUCAAUGGCCACGUUUGGCUAGUUUAUUAGCUGGCGKCGGCACUAGUAUUCUAGAUGAACUUGGUCAAUUAUUGUUAUCAACUAGUAUUGUUGAUAAUAAUAGUAGGWCACGACUACGUGAGCUGGUUAUCUACCAGAGCAUCGGCAGCGGCACUGGUAGUAUAACUGCACCUGUAUUUARUAAUCUAGAUUGGUUUCGACCGUUAGGAUCAACCAUMGAAACRUUGAUUAUACGUGGAUCAGGUAUUGAAAUGUUUGUCGACAAUUUGCUACCGUUUCCAAAGCUCCGGUAUCUAGAUUUUGCUCAGUCAUCUGGUUUAAAACAAUUUAAACUMAYAGCACCUGUACCCGAAACAUUGAAAACCAUUAAUCUAGAGUCGACAAUUAUUAGCCAAUUUGAUCGGCAAACUAUUAACUAUUUACUGGCCAGUGUUGACUAUGUCAAUUUAAAUGGAAAUAACAAUCUUGAUUGUAACUGUGACAUAAUUGUCAAAGACAAAAUUAAUGAUGAAAAAAUUUUGAAAAUGUUUCAUGGUGCAAAAUGUGGUAUACCAUCACAAUUAGUUAAUCAACCCUAUUAUUCAAUAUGUUUAGAUAAACAUAAUUAA
This is a messenger RNA of Oppia nitens, 990 nucleotides long. RefSeq lists its product as uncharacterized. The coding region runs from base 1 to 990 and encodes 329 amino acids. The transcript has 3 exons. The record is from RefSeq and is a predicted model, not a curated record. NCBI's taxonomy places the organism in Eukaryota, Metazoa, Arthropoda, Arachnida, Sarcoptiformes, Oppiidae.